CAAAUGUGAUGAAGGCUGGUAUGGUGAAGCUUGUCAGUAUCCAACUACUUGCAAUCUUACACGGAAGAAAAGCAAUGAAAUGUGCAAGAAUUCUCAAGAUAUCAUCUGUUCUGGUGCAGGCACAUGUCAGUGUGGCAGGUGUAAAUGUGCCAACUCGGAAGGAGAUGGACUGGUCUAUGGUAAAUUUUGUGAAUGUGAUGACAGAGAAUGCAUAGAUGAAGAGACAGAAGAGAUUUGUACAGGCCAUGGAAAGUGUUACUGUGGAAACUGUUACUGUGAGGCCGGUUGGCAUGGAGAUAAAUGUGAAUUCCAGUGUGACAUCACCCCCUGGGAGAUCAAGAAAAGAUGCACAUCUCCAGAUGGCAAAAUCUGCAGCAACAGAGGCACGUGUGUCUGUGGAGAAUGCACAUGCCAUGAUGUGGACCCAACUGGUGACUGGGGAGAUAUUCAUGGAGAUACUUGUGAGUGUGAUGAAAGGAACUGCAAGGCAGUGUAUGAUAGAUAUUCUGAUGAUUUCUGUUCAGGUCAUGGACAGUGUAAUUGUGGAAGGUGCGACUGCAAAGAAGGAUGGACUGGGAAGAAGUGUGAACAUCCACGUUCUUGUCCAUUGUCAGUUGAGGAAAGUGCUAAGAAAUGCCAAGGAAACUCUAAUUUACCUUGCUCUGGAAGAGGGAGAUGUGAAUGUGGCCAAUGCUCUUGCUUCCCUCCAGGAGACAACAGAGUUCAUGGCAAAAACUGUGAAUGUGAUGACAGACAGUGUGAAAAUGCAGAUGGUGAUGUCUGUGGGGGCCAUGGUAUCUGUUCGUGUGGCUGGUGCAUUUGCCAGGACGGGUGGUUUGGAAAGCUGUGCCAGCAUUCAAGGAACUGCAACAUGACUGAGGAGGAGAGCAGAAGUCUGUGCGAGUCAGCGGAUGGCAUAUUAUGCUCGGGGAAGGGUUCCUGCCACUGUGGAAAGUGCAUCUGUUCGCCACAGGAAUGGUACAUUUCGGGUGAUUUCUGUGAAUGUGAUGACAGAGACUGUGACAAACACGACGGUCUCAUUUGCACAGGCAAUGGUGUUUGUAGCUGUGGAAACUGUGAGUGCUGGGAAGGAUGGACUGGAAACGCUUGUGAAAUCUGGCUCGGGAGAGAAUACCCUUAGCACAGAACAUAAAAGACUGAGGGGUUGAUUUGUUUGUUUGUAUUUUUUCUUUAGGCUGCUAGAACAUUUAAUUUCAGAAGUACUCAUUGUGUGGAUGUGGGUGUGCACGCACGCAUGUGUACAUGGGUGUAGAACACUCAUUUGAGGGCCUGGUCCUUAACAAAAUUCAUGACAAAACUAAGAAAAAGGAAUAAUUCAAAAUCACUUCGGAGCCAGAUAGUCCAAUCUUUAAACAGUGAAGUCAUAAAAUACUGACCCUGUGGAACUUCUGCAGAGUUUUUUUGGUAAAUUCAGUGGGACUGGGAUUCCACCCAUAAUUCCUAUUUCUUAAGCAACAUUUGGAAAAGGUGUAAGAAAGCCCUUUUUUUGUAACAUUAUUUACUUGAUUGUCACCUCUCCACAUCAGUAUGCAACAGUAUCCCUGCAGAAGAGUAGCGCUAGUUGAGUAUUUGGCAAUAAUUAAUUUGUUUAAUUUGAUGGUGUUUGACAAAUACAUCAUUCGGUUCUUUUUCUCUAACAAUCCUUAUUAUGCAUCAGCUCAUACAUUGAGAGAGUGGUCAAGACACAUACCAACAUUUUUUUUUUAAUUUUAUUUUGUCAAAUAAUUGUGUUUGUGUAACUGAGAUCCGAUUACCCAGCAUCCAAAGACUGAAGACCCAAAAUCUUUGAACAGACCCUUUUCCACAAGAGAACUUCUUUCUUUCUGUGGUUAAUGUGUCAGCAAGUUGGUGAUCUAGUCUACAUACUAUAAUAUUUUCAAAUACAUAACCUAUAGCAGUAUAAGGAAUGAAACUAGUAAAGAUAUAAACGUAUGAUUAGCUAUUCUGAGUAUGUAUCCUGCAACUCAUAUGUACUUUAUCAUACUGUUUUAUGUAUGUACAGUUG
Apus apus (common swift) is the source of this 2026-nucleotide messenger RNA. It is a transcript of the gene ITGBL1, whose product is annotated as integrin subunit beta like 1. NCBI's taxonomy places the organism in Eukaryota, Metazoa, Chordata, Aves, Apodiformes, Apodidae. Bases 80 to 1141 code for a protein of 353 amino acids. The transcript has 9 exons. The record is from RefSeq and is a predicted model, not a curated record. Gene Ontology annotation, cellular component: cell surface; focal adhesion; integrin complex. Gene Ontology annotation, molecular function: integrin binding. Gene Ontology annotation, biological process: cell adhesion mediated by integrin; integrin-mediated signaling pathway; cell migration.